CAAGUUGCAUAGGACUUAGGUUAUCCGCUAUGCUUAUAACCGGAGUGUUCUCCGAUUGGGAAACGCCCGUCACUAAUCUCUCGGUCCUGUACUUUUGAAGCCGGAGCAAAUCAUCGUCAACAUACUCCUCCGCUCGAGAGGGGAAAGCGCUGAGGGCGUCUCCUUUUCACUAUCGUUCUCGAGAGAUCGAAGAUGCUCUUCUUCUCGUAUUUCAAGGAGCUGGUGGGGAAGGAAGUGACGGUGGAGUUGAAGAACGACAUCGCCAUCCGAGGCAUCCUCCAUUCCGUAGAUCAGUACCUCAAUAUAAAGCUCGAGAACAGUAGGGUCGUCGAUCAAGACAAGUAUCCCCACUUGUUGUCGGUAAGAAACUGUUUUAUCAGGGGAUCGGUGGUGAGAUAUGUUCAACUCCCUCCUGAUGGAGUCGACAUUGAUAUUCUUCAUGAUGCAACAAGGAGAGAAGCCCGUGGUGGUUGAUAGUCCAAGCUCGAACUCGCCUUUUGUUAUCAGGGGAUCAGCGGUGAGAUAUGUUCGACUCCCCCUCGAUGGAGUGGACACUGAUACUCCUGUUAACGCUAUAAGGAGAGAAGCGUGUGGUGGUUGAUAGGGUGUAGUUUCUUUUGAGGUUUUUGAUGCUUGUUAUCAAUGCUUGCAGCAAGAUAUCUAUGUUACCUUUAAACACCUUUUAAACACCUACAUUUUUCUUGCGUUGUUCUUGGUCCUUGGGAUUGCAGAAAUUUAUUCAGUCCUUAAUAGCUCAAAUAUUAUGCUUGUUUGAUA
Messenger RNA from Phoenix dactylifera (date palm), 777 nucleotides. Its product is annotated as sm-like protein LSM2. Lineage: Eukaryota; Viridiplantae; Streptophyta; Magnoliopsida; Arecales; Arecaceae. Gene Ontology annotation, molecular function: RNA binding. The record is from RefSeq and is a predicted model, not a curated record. Gene Ontology annotation, cellular component: Lsm1-7-Pat1 complex; precatalytic spliceosome; catalytic step 2 spliceosome. Gene Ontology annotation, biological process: mRNA splicing, via spliceosome.